Molecule: messenger RNA, 987 nt
Organism: Clupea harengus (Atlantic herring)
Lineage: Eukaryota; Metazoa; Chordata; Actinopteri; Clupeiformes; Clupeidae
Gene: pfdn5
Product: prefoldin 5
Biological process (GO): RNA polymerase III assembly; RNA polymerase II core complex assembly; RNA polymerase I assembly
Cellular component (GO): cytoplasm; prefoldin complex
Source: RefSeq, a predicted model, not a curated record
GCAAGUUAAUGUGCUUCCCGGAAGUACAACAAGCUCUACCGUUGUCCGCCUCAUUGUAACAUGACGGCAGUGAAUCUCACAGAAUUGGCUCUCCCUCAGCUUGAGGGGCUGAAAAAUCAGCUAGAACAGGAGACAGAGUUCCUGACGUCUUCUAUCGCACAGCUUAAAGUUGUGCAAACGAAGUAUGUAGAGGCUAAGGACAGUUUGAGUGUACUCAACAAGAACAACAAAGGAAAAGAACUACUUGUUCCUCUCACAAGCUCUAUGUAUGUGCCUGGAACGCUGAAUGAUGUGGACAACGUAUUGGUAGAUGUGGGAACUGGUUAUUAUGUAGAAAAGAAUGUCGAUGACACCAAAGACUUCUUCAAACGAAAAAUCGACUUUCUCACCAAGCAGAUAGAGAAAAUUCAGCCGGCACUGCAGGAGAAACAUUCCAUGAAGCAAGCGGUGGUUGAAGUCAUGAGUAUGAAACUACAGCAGUUACACAGCCAACAGGCAUCGACAACGGCAACCAUCAAGGCAUAGGACACACAAUCACCUCGCACUCAACACCAUACUAACGUAUAGCAGAUGAUAGAGCAUACACCCUCACAGACUGGUCUUCUUGCCAAACAAGGUUCUCAGCAGUAGAACAUAUCUGAAUCGCUAAACUGUCAGAGCUGUUGAGUGACCACACAGCAGUGCUAAGUCUUAGGACGUGUACAUACUCGCGCACAAACACGCACACACACACACACACACACACACACACACACACACGACUCUGAUACUCUCAGACAUAACCCAAAGCUGUGUGACCUCUGCAAGCCCUGCGUAGAGGCCCCAGGUGGCCCUGGACUGGAGACCUGACUGUCAACAUGUUCCGUGUGUGUGUGCAAGUAGGAGACUCGUCUAGUCCUGAGGACUGUCUCCGUCUGUUAUGUGAUCACAACAUUAAUAUUUGCAUAACUUCACAAAUAAAUUAAUAAAAGUGCUUUAAAUGUCAAA